UAACAGUGCUCUAUAAGCUCAUUCUCACCAUAGCAACCUCAGAUGAACAUAAAACACUUGAUGAACGAUAUCACAGGGGGUGGAAAGACCGGACUUGCGUGUUAUGUCACCCUGAGAAAUCUGUUCUACAGCACACUGGGGACAAGCAAGACAUCAUGGAGUAACUGGCACUCACAGACUAUUCUCCUGCCAUGGCCCACGCAGGCCCAGACGUGUAUUGGAAGUGGUUGGAGCUCCAUGACUCAGUGUCUUUGGGGUCGGUGGAGAGGAAGGUCCGGACGGCUUCAGGAACCAGACAGUGGAGGAUCCACCGUCGACCCAAACCCAAACACUCUCUCCUGGAUGAGCGCAGGCUGCAUUACGCUGCUUGGGACGGAUGUCUGGACCAAGUCAAAGCCAUGCUGGAACAUGGCGUGCCUGCUAACUGCCAGGACCCGUAUGGUUGGACAGCUAUCCACCACGCCUCUUUCAAGGGUCAUCUCAUGCUGAUCAAGUUCCUGUUGCAAACCGGCCAGGUGGAGGUAAACAGUCAGGACUUCUUCAACUGCACUCCCUUGCACCGCUCCUGCAGUGGAGGAAACCCCGAGACCACAGACUUCCUCCUCCAGAAGGGGGCAUCACAUUCAGCACGGUCCUGCUCCGGCCAGACGCCCCUUCACCUGGCAGCAGCCAGCGGACACCUGGGCACGGCUCGGGUUCUGCUCCAGCACUUGGCCUCACCGAACCCCCAGGACUUUCAUAAGUGGACGCCCCUGCACUGGGCAAUUUUUGGAGGCUGGGGGGAUGUGGCAGAACUCCUGCUAGAUAAUGGGGCAGACGUGGAGGGAGGAAAAGGUGUGGGCAUGAGCCCCCUGCAGCUGGCGGUGUUGGUGCGGAACGAGGCGGGGGUGAGGCUACUGCUCCACCGAGGUGCAGAUGCCAAUAUGAGGGGUCCUAACGGCCGCACGGCCAUGCACCUUUGUGCCUGCUCUGGAGACAAGAAGAUCCUCCAGCAGCUGCUAACAGGCGGGGCUAAGGUUGAUGUCAGGGAUGGAGAUGUGGCAUCUCCGCUGCAUCUGGCUGCCCGCAGUGGCUCCAGAGCUGUGGUGCACUUGUUGAUUCUGAACGGAGCAGGACUUGAGGACAGGGACAACCUCAGAAUGACCCCACUGCACUACACAACACUCAGGGACAAUGUUGAGGCUGCCAAACUGUUGCUGCACUAUGGAGCAGAUGUGAAUGCUGUGGAGAGGCUCGGACAGACACCUUUGCACUUGACCUCUGAGAGGGGUCACUGCAAGGUGCUCAAGGUUCUGCUAGACAAAGGUGCUGAUCCCGCUAUAAGGAGCAGCUGGAGAGAGACAGCAGAGGACGUUGCAAGGGCACACAAUCAGCUAGGCGUAGUCCAGCUCCUUCAGCAACACCAGGUGGUCAGGAUGAGAGAAGAAGCUCAGGACAGUGUGGAGAGGGAGAAGAAAUAACAGUGAUUUAAAGGACAAGUCCACUUCCAGAACAACUAUUUACAGAUAAUGUACUCACCCCCUUGUCAUCCAAGAUGUUCAUGUCUUUCUUUCUUCAGUCGUAAAGAAAUUGUGUUUUUUGAGGAAAGUAUUUUAGGAUUUUUCUCCAUAUAAUGGACUGAUAUUGUGCCCCGAUUUUGAAAUUUCUAAAAUGCAGUUUAAAUGCGGCUUCAAACGAUCCCAAAUGCAGUUGUAAAUGAUCCCAGCUGAGGAAGAAGCGUCUUAUCUAGCGAAACGAUCGGUCAUUUUCAUACAAAUAGUACAAUUUAUAUGCUUUUUAAUGUCAAACGCUCGUCUUGUCUUACUCUUCCUGAAGUCUGUUUUUGUUCAGGUUCAUGACAGUUAGUGUAUGUCGAGAAACUCCCAUCUCAUGUUCUCCCUCAACUUCAAAAUCGUCCUGUAUCGCUGUUUUACCUUGUUUGUUAAGGGUGUUUUUGACUGGGUCGGAACUUCUUCAGUGAUGUAGGAUGAUUUUGAAAUGAUUUUUGAAGUUGAGGGAGAAAAUACGAUUGGAGUUUUUUGUCAUACGCUAACUGUCUUGAGCCAGAAUACACCUUUAAGGGCUGUUCACACUGAAGAUUAAAGUUAUAAUGAUAGCUAUAACUAUAAAAUUAUAUUAUUCAUUUUAAUUCCAAGAGGAGUAAUAUCCAUGCAGUUACCUACAAAACGACUAUCUUUCCAGCUGAUGAACAAUUGAAACAUUGACAGCUAAUCAAAAUCAACCUGCCUUUAAAGGGCUCAAGAUGUCUUUAUAGUUGCCAUCUUGUUGUGAACAGGUUAUAUACAACAGUUUGAGUUCACUGAUUUGAUUUGACGAGUUGAAAAUAUUUACCUUUCAGGUCAAAAGUUUACAUACACCUGGCAGAAUCUGUUAUUUAUUUUACCAAAAUAAGAGGAAUCAUACAAAAUGCAUAUUAUUUCUUAUUUAGCACUGGCCUGAAUGAGAUUAAAGAUGUUUACAUAUAGUCCACAAGAGAAAAUAAUAGUUUAAUUUAUAAAAAAAUGACCCUGUUCAAAAGUUUAUUAUUUUCACUCUUAAUACUGUGUUGUUACCUGAGUGAUCCACAGCUGUUUUUUUUUUUUUUUUUGUGAUAGCUGUUCAUGAGUCCCUUGUUUGUCCUGAAGAGUUAAACUGCUGCUGUUCUUCAGAAAAAUCCUUCAGGUCACACAAAUUCUUUAGCAUUUUUGUGUAUUUGAACCCUUUCCAACAAUGACUGUAUGAUUUUAAUAUCCACUUUUUCACACUGAGGACAACUGAGGGACUCAUAUGCAACUAUUAC
This is a messenger RNA of Labeo rohita (rohu), 2779 nucleotides long. It is a transcript of the gene ankrd67, whose product is annotated as ankyrin repeat domain 67. Bases 192 to 1460 code for a protein of 422 amino acids. The transcript has 5 exons. The record is from RefSeq and is a predicted model, not a curated record. Gene Ontology annotation, molecular function: protein binding. NCBI's taxonomy places the organism in Eukaryota, Metazoa, Chordata, Actinopteri, Cypriniformes, Cyprinidae. Gene Ontology annotation, cellular component: nucleus; cytoplasm.